AUGACAACAGACCUUACACUUGAGAUUAGGGCGCUGAUUGGGCAGAAGGAGGCGGCAGAGCGCGAGAUCGCUGAGCGAAUGGCGCGCCUUGAUGCACCAGGCGGCCCUGGGAUGGAUCGACCGCUUAUUGAUGCGGAGGGCUACCCAUGCGCCGACAUCGAUGUGCAUGCGGCGCGCGUCGAUCGCAACCGCGUGAUCUGCCUCACAAACGACCACAAAGAUAUCAUGAUGCGCAUUGAGAGGCUCAUGCACCAGCUUCAUGCAGCGGCCAGGGAGGGGUGUGCGGCCAAUGGGCGCUCGGCCGAGGGCAGUGCGGCGGCCAAUGGGGCCAGCGGCGGCGAGCCCAGCCAGCAACAUCAGGCAAACGCGCCGGUGGCAGGCAUACGCAACGCUGCGGGCGCACCAGUAGCGGCGGGGAGGCGGCCGCUGCGGCCGUUUGCAGUGGUGGACGAUGUCGCUGAUGACUCGCCAGCCUGCGCAGCAGGCAUACAGCUGGGCGACCAGCUGUGCAGCUUUGCCGGCGUGUCCCUCGGCCCGCAGGCCGGAGACGAGCUGCAGCGCGUGGCGGCGGCGCUGCAGGCCAACGAGGGGCGUGAGGUGGAGGCGCUGUUCCUGCGGCAGGGCGCACCCGUCGCCCUGAAGCUGACGCCGCAGCGGUGGUCGGGGCGGGGGCUGCUGGGCUGCCACCUGCGGCCUAUGGGGCGGCAGUAA
This is a messenger RNA of Monoraphidium neglectum, 711 nucleotides long. RefSeq names its product 26S proteasome non-ATPase regulatory subunit 9. Lineage: Eukaryota; Viridiplantae; Chlorophyta; Chlorophyceae; Sphaeropleales; Selenastraceae. Gene Ontology annotation, biological process: proteasome regulatory particle assembly. The coding region runs from base 1 to 711 and encodes 236 amino acids. Gene Ontology annotation, cellular component: nucleus; cytoplasm. The transcript is spliced from 4 exons. The record is from RefSeq and is a predicted model, not a curated record. Gene Ontology annotation, molecular function: protein binding.